This is a messenger RNA of Periophthalmus magnuspinnatus, 1607 nucleotides long. RefSeq names its product alkB homolog 3, alpha-ketoglutarate dependent dioxygenase (gene alkbh3). The transcript is spliced from 11 exons. Gene Ontology annotation, cellular component: nucleus. NCBI's taxonomy places the organism in Eukaryota, Metazoa, Chordata, Actinopteri, Gobiiformes, Gobiidae. Gene Ontology annotation, molecular function: dioxygenase activity. The record is from RefSeq and is a predicted model, not a curated record. Gene Ontology annotation, biological process: DNA alkylation repair; DNA repair. Bases 188 to 1075 code for a protein of 295 amino acids.
UGCGGCUCCAAAAUGGCGUCGAGCUGCUCACUCUGAUUCUCGUGUUUCAUGUCUCCUCUGUCAGUGCCGCAUUUGACGAGCUUUCACCCAAACGCAACCACGCAGUUUAUAAUUUUACUGGAUGAGAAAAUUAUAACUAACUGCUAAACCAAACUACAUUUAUGGAUCCUUUGCACAGUUUUUAAAGAUGAGUGACAAACGCCAGAGAGCCAGAGUGCAAGGCUCAUGGGCACAACAGAAGCCAAGAGCCAAACCUCAAACUGCAGUUCCGGCGCAGAGUGAGCAGAGGGCGCUGUGGGCCGGAGGACUCCAGAGGAAAUCACCUGAAGAGAAAGGGUUUGAGUUCCAGCGCCCGGCACAGCUACUCAGAGAAAUCCCUCCAGAGAGACUCAUAGAUUCUUCCGGGGAUUAUGAGAUCAGCUCUGAACCCUCAGGAGUCUCCAGGCUUUGUCUGAUCCAUAACUUCCUGUCCACAGAAGAAGCUGAUUGGAUGUUCUCCAAACUGCUCCAUGAACUGCCCUGGAGCCAGAAGACCAACUACAGACUGGGAGAGGCGUAUGAGGAGCCUCGUCUGACCUGCUGGUUUGGAGACUUGCCGUACACAUACUCCCACUCCACCAUGAACGCCAACACACAGUGGCCCUCAGAGCUGCUCUCGCUCCGCUCUCUCCUCCACCAGCGUUUCAGUCUCGAUCUGAACUCCGUUCUGUGUAACCUGUACCGCAGCGGCCAUGACAGUAUCGGUUGGCAUAGCGACGAUGAGGCGUCGUUAGGAGAGCAUCCCACUAUCGCUUCCAUCAGUCUGGGAGACACACGUGUCUUUAGUCUGAGAAAGAAACCAGCUCCAGAGGAACAUGGAGACUUCACAUAUUGUCCACAUAUUAAAGUUCCUCUGAGCCAUGGCACUCUGCUCAUCAUGGAGGGAGCCACGCAGGACGACUGGCAGCACCAGGUGGCCAAAGAGUACCACGACCGAGGGCCCAGAAUCAACCUCACCUUUAGAACCAUCCACCAGGAGCCAGAGGGCCUCAGGGCAGCGGCCAAAACCAGGAAUCUAACCCACAACCUAUCCUAGACACCAGUAUUGACAACAGUACAGCUCCCCUACAGCCAGAGGGCCUCAGGACAGGGGACAAAACCAGGAAUCUAACCCACAACCUGAAUUUGACACCACUAUACACAGCACUACAGCUCCCUUUCAUCCAGAGAGUCACACACCUGGAGAAAAGUCAGAAAUCUAACCCACAACCUGCAUUAGACAGCACUACAGCCAACAGAGAAUAUCCUGUCACCAGAAACUUGGCCUGACACUGUGUGAAGUGUCUUACUCAAGGACUUAAGAACAGACUGAAGCAGAUCAGAAAGGUAAUCCAACCCACAAACUCCAUUAGACGGCACUACAGUCGCUCCAGUCAAUGUGUCAUCAGAGAAUAUUCUGUCAAAACACAUUUGACCUGAAAAUCUGGGGUGAGAAGUGUCUUGCUCAAGGACUUAACAACAGUGUGCAGCAGGUCAGAAUUGAACCCCCAGUGAUCAAAGGCUGUGCAUUACUGCCAUAAAAGGAAUUAUUUGAACAGGGGAAGUUGUGAUGCUUUUAUGGGUAUGAG